UUAAAAAAUUAUUAUGAAAUUUUGCUUUUGCACAUUUUAAAUUACGCUUUCAUCCAAGUUGUAUAUUGUGUGGAACCGUUGCAUAAUUUCGAAUCAAAAAUACGUAAAAAACAUCUUAUAAAUUAAAUUAAUUAUAAAAAAUUUGAGGAAUAAACAUGCCACUAUUUAGCCGCAUUUUAAACAGAACGACAUCUUCAUUAGUAAAACAAUGUUUCAAUCAACAAUAUGCAAAUAGAUUUUUCCACAAAGGUACAGCUUGGUAUGCAGCCAAAGUUCAACAACCAGCGCCAGACUUUAAAGGAUUAGCUGUAGUUGAUAAAGAUUUUAAGGAAAUUCAGCUCUCUGAUUAUAAAGGACGCUAUUUAGUUUUAUUUUUCUAUCCCCUUGACUUUACUUUUGUAUGUCCAACCGAGAUUUGUGCAUUCAGCGAUCGUAUUAAAGAAUUCAAAGAUCUUAAUACUGAUGUUAUUGGGGUAUCAGUUGAUUCUCAUUUUACUCAUUUAGCUUGGAAAAAUGUAACAAGAGCAGAUGGUGGAUUGGGAGAAUUACAUUAUCCAUUACUAUCUGAUUUAUCAAAGAAAAUCUCAAAUGAUUAUGGUGUUUUAUUAGAUGACGGAAUUGCACUCCGUGGAACUUUUAUUAUAGAUCCUAAUGGAGUACUAAGACAAUAUUCUAUAAAUGAUUUGCCUGUUGGAAGAUCUGUAGACGAAGUGCUACGAUUAAUUAAAGCAUUUCAAUUUGUUGACAAGCAUGGUGAGGUUUGCCCAGCUAAUUGGAAUCCAAAGACAAAUCCUGCAACAAUCAAACCUGAUGUAAAUGAAUCCAAAGAAUACUUUAAUAAGCAUGCAAAGUAAUAAAAUAUCGAAUAAACGUUUAUUCUAAACUGUUACAACCUAAUCUUCAAAAACAAAAAAAAAAUUUUUAGUUAUUUUUUUUAAAUUCCAAAGUUCUAAAUUGAAUAUAUGAACGCUAUACUUUAAAUUUAUGUAAUCAUCUAUUUUAUAAAUCUAGAAUAAAAUACAGCUAAGUUAUCAAUUGGAAAAUUUAAAUGAUUCAUUAAAAUUUUGUUGAAACUUAAAAGCGAAGUGGUGCAAUUGUUGCGGAACCAAGUAAAAAUAAAAAAUUUUUAAAUUUUAAAA
Molecule: messenger RNA, 1139 nt
Organism: Condylostylus longicornis
Lineage: Eukaryota; Metazoa; Arthropoda; Insecta; Diptera; Dolichopodidae
Product: peroxiredoxin-2
Exons: 4
Coding region: 156-854 (232 amino acids)
Biological process (GO): hydrogen peroxide catabolic process; cell redox homeostasis; cellular response to stress
Cellular component (GO): cytosol; mitochondrion
Molecular function (GO): thioredoxin peroxidase activity
Source: RefSeq, a predicted model, not a curated record